Phytophthora sojae is the source of this 831-nucleotide messenger RNA. RefSeq lists its product as hypothetical. The coding region runs from base 1 to 831 and encodes 276 amino acids. Lineage: Eukaryota; Oomycota; Peronosporomycetes; Peronosporales; Peronosporaceae. The transcript is spliced from 4 exons. The record is from RefSeq and is a predicted model, not a curated record.
AUGGUCAAGGUCGUCACACGAAGCGUGGUUAUAGGGUUCCUGUUGGGGACGGCUACGGCAACGACGUAUCAAGUGGUCGAUCUGUACGAGAAGGACGACUGCGGAGACAGCUCGUCGCCUUCCCGCACCAUUUUCACCCCAUCGACGAACUGCGAGCCCUCGCCGACAUGCGCUGCCAACUCUGCCUUUAGCGACAUGGGCUACGGCACAACAUCGUGCACAAAUAAUUUCACCUCCCACGCGGAGGACGUCCUUACGGGCUCCUGCAAAGUGAUCGAGCAGAAGUUUUCCGACGAUAACUGCGCCACGGAGAGCCAAGUACUUGCCUUCACCGCUGAUUCGGACUUGUGUAUCGCUCAAGGAGACAAGGGGGUGAAAAAAAUGGUCCGUCACCGGAACGGUCUCAUCUCGAAGUUCGCUGCUGACACCUUCGGCUCCGAUCCCUACGCGCUCCAGUCCCCAUUCUACGACAACUCCUGCAACGUGGACUACCAAGUGCUCGCAUACCGUGCAGACGGCUCGACCAUUGCGUUCGAAGACGAACCGCUACAUCGCGGAUGGCAAGACGACCUCGACGUUGACCUUGGAGGUGAGCGCCAUGAACGGAGAGUACUUAAGUACAUGGGUAAAAUGGCCUUCAGCGCCUACAACGCCCCCUCCACAGCGACGACGGGCUCGACGACAGGUUCGACGAACGACGAGCCGACUGAAACCCCCGAGCCAACCACUGCUUCGACCGAAGACUCCAACAGCGCAUUGGCAACAAUGAUCUGCCACGCUUUGAUCCACGUUACGCUGAGGAUUGCACGGAACUCACUCGUUACCAUUUGA